Molecule: messenger RNA, 3364 nt
Organism: Poeciliopsis prolifica (blackstripe livebearer)
Lineage: Eukaryota; Metazoa; Chordata; Actinopteri; Cyprinodontiformes; Poeciliidae
Gene: vstm4b
Product: V-set and transmembrane domain containing 4b
Exons: 8
Coding region: 195-1166 (323 amino acids)
Source: RefSeq, a predicted model, not a curated record
UUGGGAGGGAAGGAAGGAGGUUCUGAGUGGAAACAGAGCGUCCAGUGUUUCAUAUUUCACCUCCCAGUCGAAGGAAGAGAAUAAGAAAAAAAGAGAAAAAGGAGAAGAGAAGGAGAAGGAGGAGGAGGAAACCUGGGGACAAUUUUCUUGAGACGCAUUUAACUUGGAGUUUAUGGAGGCUGCAGUUGUGGAAAAUGAAGAUCUCCUCUCUGGUCUUUGCUCUGCUAACCCGAACAUUGUUUGGAGAUUUCUGCUUGGCCAUCAACGCCACCAUCACUCCAUCGCCCUUCACGGUUGCCCAGGAGGGUCAGAACAUCACCCUCACCUGCGUCAUCUCCCAGAGACGGCGAAACGCAGCCCUGCCCGUCGUCAAAUGGACCUUCUUGCCGGCAAUCGCGGAUCGACCCGAGGACGAACUCCUGAUCGCCCGGGUCAACAUGCGUAAAGCUCGCUUCUAUGGGAACUACACCAAGAGUUUCCCCUGGCCGAAGUUCAAGCUGACGGUGGUGAAACAGGGGAAGAUAUUCAAGCUGCUCGUCCAGAAGGUGUCCAAGGAGGACAGAGGACUCUACAUGUGCCGGGUGCAGGAGUUCAAGAAGCACCAGGACCGCUGGAAGGCCUCCACCAACUAUACCGCCGCGACUGAGCUUAGAGUGCAUGUUCUCCCGACCACCGAGACCAAAGAAAGCCUGUGGAGUUUGUUUGAAGAUGUGUACUUGUGUGCAGUGCUGAUCUGCUCUGUGGGUCUGCUGUGCAUGUGCAUGUUCACUGUGACCAUAACCUGCCAGUUCAUACAAAGGAAGCAGAGGCUAAAAGAUCAGUACCACUUGGUCAAAAGCCCUCAGAACAGCUCAGGAGAGACGGUCACCAGCGUGGUCAGCGUUUCUCCUGCCCUUCCGAAGAAGGAGAGGAGAUACAGAAAGAAAAGGAGCAGAGACUACCAGGAGGAGAGACCGCCAGAGAUACCCGCUAAAGCUCCAAUCGAAGACAAAACUCGCAAACCCAAACUAUUAAAACCUCAAGCAAGGAAAGUGGUUCUGCCCCGGAUAGUGGAGGAGAAUCUGACGUACGCGGAGCUGGACCUGGUGAAGCCGAUCCCAGAGGCCAAAGCGUCUCGGAGCGGGACUGUGUACGCGCAGAUACUGUUCGAGGAGCAGCAGCUUUGAGAAGGAACACAAACCACUAAGAAAAAAACGAAACAAAGCAAAACUGUGCCUUGUAUAAAAACUGUUGUCUAUUUAUGCUCUGUUUUUUUGUGCUGUUUUGUAGAGAAUGGUUUGCGGUAUUUUGUUCUUUUUUGAUACGGCAAACCUCUACAUGUGGUUUUUUGUAGAUAUUUUGAAUACAUUCUUCAUAUGAUAGCAACAUAUAAUGUGACUUUUUUUCUUUUUUUUUGCUUUCUUUUGUUUGUUUUAUAUUGGAGUAUUUUAUAUUAAAUGUGGUUAAGCGCUGUGUACCCCCAAAUUAACACGGAAUACGACUUAAGGUUAAGGAACUUUAAAAUCCUGGAAUCUGCGUAAGGAAACACUUUGGAGAUAUUUCCGAAAAUUAACAGGUAUUAAUCUGAGAUUCCCAAAAUCCAGAUUACACAGCCCAGAAUCUACGGGCCCAGUUCAUCUUCCCUGGCGUCAACCACCAUUGUCUCCACUGCCUGGACUGAGGUCAACCAGUCUCCUUAACAUCAAUGAACUGAUUUUACUCUGAGCCAUUCUACGAGAAGGCCUUUGACAAGAAUGCUCACUGGAUCACCGAAACCCCUCCACCAUGUCAAGCUGAUGACUCCUUGGAUGUUUCAGAUGAGAGUCAGUUCCUCUGAGUCUGAGACCGUUGAUCUUAACAAGGAAAGGGAUUUCUCCGUCCGUGCUUCAAGUAGAGGAGUCCCAAGUCUUUUUGCCGUCUUGUUCUGAAGGAUUGGAGUCUUGUAUGUGGUUACGUUAAUUUCCUGUGCUGAAGAAAAAUAAGUUGACGAUUUAGUGGCCCGUCUCUUACCAACAGUCACAGGAUAUGGAGCAAUGAAACGAUGGAUUGGGCCAGGUUUCAUCUGCCCUUGGAGAUGAUGCGAAGAGUGCCACCACCCAGGGUGUUUUUCUUUUUUUUACAUCACCAGAAUAUCGACAAAGUUUUGCGCAUGUUUGUAAUGGAAAGGCAUCCAGUGAAUGAAGUAAACAUUUCUGAAUGAGUGACAUCAUGAUUGUGAACUAAUCCAACGUGUCCACAGCAAUACUUCCCUUCAAAGCAUCUGGGUUCAGACUGUUUAUUUGUCCCGCAGCAAAUUAUUAUGACCACAAAGUUGAUACAAACACACACACACACACGCCCCCCGCCCCACACAUAAUUAUGCGAGACCAUGCAGGCACUUUCAUCUGGCGCCAAUGUCAACUCAACGUACUGUUCGCAGCUCAAACACACACUUAUAGACUCACGAGAGACAGGACUGGGGUUACAGGAACGCUACAACGAAUACAAGAAAAGUCACACCUGAUUGUCGAGGUGAUGCACAUGAAUUUGAAUUCACUGUUGAAUCUUGGUGGGGGGAUGGGGGGGAGAGGGCUGCUGAUCAAGAACAAGAAGCCACAACACGUCCUACAAAUCUGUGCAACUCUCGUUUUUCCACUUUCCAUCACUGCGUGUCUGUUCCACUCAGCGAUCUUGAGGAAAAAAAAAACGAGAUGAGAAAAACAAAAGGGGAAGCAUUUUUAAACGUGAACUUGAAAUCCAGACAGGCGGGCGUCUGGGUUUCAAGGUGAAAGGUGAAAGUCUCUUCCCUCAAGACUUUCCCCGUCUUCCCUGGGCUUGUCCAUACAGCUGGAGGACGGCUGCCUGCAUACUGGGGCUCUUGAAAGAGUUUAUCUCAAAAGGGAAGUUUCGGCUCAUUUGCUGUCAUCAAACGUGAACUGAACCAGAAUCUGACUGUUUACCAGUUCAACUUCAUAUAGGCUUCAUAUGAAGCCACGGAAUGGAUGGUCCUGAAGAACCGUGAUGUCAAAACCAUCAGUUAAUGAAAUUAAGAAAGCAGAGUUGCAUGACUGUGCAUAACAAAUAGGACACACUGUUCUCUGGGUGUUUGUAGAAAAAAAAGCUUGUUGUUGAGUGUUUUUCCCGAUGUUUGUAUUCUCUCUGUAUAAAAUAAGUGACGUUUUGGUGGAUAGUAGAAGUGUCUUAAAAAUGCCUUCAGACUGUGAAAAGUAAAGUUCUUUCUGAACCACAUUGUCCAUAAUGGGCGUCUACUAACCAGAACCAUGUGUGUGAACUGUGGCUCUGUGCCACCUCUCGUUUUUCGCUCUCUCUGCCCUCUGCUGACCUUGGCGCUGGUCUACAUUCCUGCAGUUAGGCUUGUGCCUUUUUUUUUUUUUUUUUUGGGUGU